AUGGCGUUUUUGUUGCGACCGGAGACAAUGAAUGGUGGGACAGCGUCGAACGGUCUCCACCUUAACGGGCAGGAUUCGUUGGUACAGCCGUUGUUGACCGAUUUCUAUCAGAUCAGCAUGACCUACAGUUAUUGGAGAUCGCAAAUCCACAAUGAGCCAGCCGUUUUCGACUUGUUCUUUCGAAAAAAUCCAUUCCAGGGUGAAUUCACGAUAUUUGCCGGUUUGGAGGAUUGUCUGCGUUUUGUUGAGAAUUUCAAAUUCUCUGUCUCGGACAUCGAUUUUCUGCGCACUCUCUUGCCGGGCGUUGAGGAGGAUUUCUUUGAAUAUUUGAAGGAAAUGGACUGCUCGGCUGUGACGAUUCAUGCGAUUACAGAGGGCUCUGUGGUGUUCCCAAAAGUUCCUCUUCUAUCCGUUUCUGGCCCGCUCGCAAUUUGUCAACUCUUGGAAACGACCCUUCUCAAUUUGGUCAACUACUCGUCACUUGUCGCCACGAAUGCAGCCAGAUUUCGAUUGGCAGCUGGCCCCAAAACUAAUCUUCUCGAGUUUGGCUUGAGACGAGCUCAAGGACCAAAUGGAGGUUUAGCCGCCUCGAAAUACUGCUAUAUUGGAGGAUUUGACGGAACAUCAAAUGUUUUGGCUGGGAAACUCUUUGGGAUUCCUGUCAAGGGCACUCAGGCUCACUCGUUCAUCUGCUCGUUUUCAGCGGAAAAAGAUCUCCGAGUGCGCGAAUUUAAGACAAAAGAUGGGAAAAUGAUCGAUUUAUAUGCGUUGGCGAUGAAGAAACGCGAUGACAUCAUGGAUAAGUUAUUCUGGGGAGUCUCCUCGUCGGAGGUGAGCGAGGGUGAACUGUGCGCGUUUGUCGCCUACGCAAUCGCCUUCCCGAAUGGAUUCUUGGCACUUAUUGACACGUAUGAUGUGCUGAGAUCCGGAGUGCUCAAUUUCAUCGCCGUUUGCUUGGCGCUCUCAGAGUGCGGAUAUCGACCGAUUGGAUGUCGAAUCGAUAGCGGUGAUCUCUCAUAUCUGUCGAAAGAAAUUCGAGCUCGGUUGAGAAAUGUCGCUGAAUUAGACGAAUCGUUGAGCUGGCUCGCUAAAGUGACAAUCGUUGCCUCAAAUGAUAUCAACGAGGAAACGAUCAUUAGUUUGAAUGAACAGAAACAUGAGAUUGACUCAUUCGGCGUUGGAACUCACUUGGUAACGUGUCAGAAGCAACCCGCACUUGGAUGUGUUUACAAGUUGGUCGCUAUAGCAAACGAGGCGAAGAUCAAGCUUUCACAGGAGGUGGCCAAGAUUUCGAUUCCUGGCAGGAAAAUGUGUUAUAGGAUUUACGGUAGAUCCGGCUCUUCGAUUCUCGAUAUUCUGCUACUUCACGACGAGAAACCUCCUGAAGCUGGCCACCAAAUUUUGUGUAGACAUCCAUUUGAGGAAAGCAAACGAGCUCUCGUCUUGCCGUCUCGAGUCGAACCGCUGCACAAACUUUUCUGGGGAGACGGCAAAAUUCAAUACGAUUUGCCAACAUUGGCUGAUAUACGGACUCACGUUAGAGUGGAGCUCGAUCGCUUGAGAAACGAUCACAAACGGCAGCUCAAUCCCACACCGUACAAAGUCUCCGUCUCCGAGCGUCUCUACAACUUCUUGCAUUCGAUUUGGCUUCAAAACGCGCCAAUUGGACAACUUGAU
Messenger RNA from Mesorhabditis belari, 1677 nucleotides. Lineage: Eukaryota; Metazoa; Nematoda; Chromadorea; Rhabditida; Rhabditidae. The record is from the annotation of a GenBank genome assembly.